GAUGCGAUGCGUGAGUGGCUGUGCUCCCUAGUUUACAAGCCGAAAGACUGGACUUAACUUAUCACCCCAUCACUCGGAGCCCUAUCGCUUGUCCACGAUGCAGUAGACAGCAAGACCUGUUUAUGACAUACAGUCAAUUUCAUCAUAUUCAGACCUUCGAACUGAACAUUCGAGCAAUGCUGCCAUCUCAUCGCCUUUACUGCCGUCAUGGCAGCAAAACCUCCGCUGCCUCCCCGAACGCUUCCUGUUCAACCUAAUAACACGACGACAUUGCACGACCACGCCGAUCAGGAUUCUAACCAAGAAGGCUUUCGAAAUCCCACUUUGACAAUCCCGCAAGCGUCAAAUUCUGUCUAUUCCGGCGGCCUCAAUGAUCCCCGAGCAUCGUCAACGCAGUCACUUGGCCUUGUAAAGUCUGCCAGUGACGAGCGGAGAACUCUGCUAAUCAUCUAUAUCCAUGGGUUUCUGGGUGAUGAAACGAGUUUCAGGAGUUUUCCUGCUCAUGUGCAUGGUCUUCUGAGCACCGCAUUAGCACCCACUCAUGUCGUCUACACCAAAAUCUAUCCGAGGUACAAAAGCCGCAAGAACAUCUCGUUUGCGACAAAUGACUUCAGCAAGUGGCUUGCUAAUCAUGAGUCAGACACCACAGAUGUGAUCCUGGCAGGCCAUAGCCUGGGCGGCAUCCUUGCUGCCGAGGUGGUUCUGUUGCCUCCUGAUGCCGCACAGAGCAAUGAGCUCUUCCGGCAUCGAAUUUUGGGACUUCUUGCGUUCGAUACCCCUUACUUUGGGAUGCACCCAGGAGUGGUGGGCACAGGCAUUGCCAGCUUGUUUCGCACGCCUGCCGAAUUGGCGGAAGCUGCUUUGCCAGAUUUUGCGCCAUUCUCUGAACCAAGCCCUGUCACCUCUGAUCCAACAUACAACCCAUCCUAUGACAACGACAUGCGCCUGGUGAAUAGAAAGGGCAAGCUUGAGAGGGCGUGGUACUUCUGGAAUAAGCAUGCUGGUGCACUGUCCAAGGCCGCGAGCGACUAUGUGUCUUCACAUCUUGAAUUUGGAGGCUGUCUAGCAGAUUACAUUGGACUAAGAAGACGCUAUAGCGCCAUUCGGGCGUUGGAGGACGUCAACGAGCUGAUGAGACCUAAAGCUGCAAACGAUCGUCUGAACAAGCGGGUGCGCUUUGUCAACUAUUAUACAGCGAGCACGGGUCCAGUCAAACGCGAAAACGUCUCAGCUAGCAAAGCACCCGAUCUCUUGGAGCUUCCUGAGGAGGCUGAUGCUCAGCACACCCUUGCGCAAGACAAAUCUGGGACCAGCACGCCCAACAGUUUAUCCCUGACAUCGACUGCGAGCCCACGAUUGUCACUCGAAGAGCACCGCGAUGAUGAAGUCAUCACAAAAGACGAAGUAAUUGCCAAGGACCUGGAAACCCUCGGCAUUGGCCCCCAGCCCUCGGGCAUUUCGAACGAGUUGUUGCCACAACCUCCGGCAGAAGCCAUAUUGACAGCCCAGGAGCAGUCCCAAUUGCUGGACGAGGAAGAUGAGAAGCUCGGGUCGGCAACUUCGAACGACAUCCGCGAGGAUCAUGACGGUCAGAAGGAGCAAGCCGAGGAGAAGCCAGCGAAGAAGCCGAAGGACCGGACGUUCUGUAUGCUUCCUUCAAGGAGUUCCUCUACCGGACAAAGAGAUUCAAUGUGGAUCAAGGUCCACAUGACAGGAAUCGAUGAGGUACAAGCACAUACUUCCAUGUUCAAAAUGGGGGAGACGUAUAUUGCACUGGUGCAGGACACCGUGAACAGGGUUGAGCAAUGGGUCCAAGAAGACGCGACAAGACGCAUGAUUCUUGCCGAAAUGGACGCAGAGACAUGGGAAUGAGACUGUGAAUACCUCAGCAAUGAUCAAGUACAUACGUGUUCGGUACCUAAACAGCCUUUGAAUGACUUCAACGAACGGCUACAAUGGCGAUGCUGGCAUCUUCUGUCAAUGGUGGCUCGGUCAAGAUGUACCCGGCGGGAGCAACCUUUACUUCAACCGCGCAGAAUUGGAGAAGCCUCUGAUUCAUAAUUUAGACCCCUCGACACUU
This is a messenger RNA of Exophiala viscosa, 2080 nucleotides long. RefSeq lists its product as uncharacterized. The coding region runs from base 208 to 1872 and encodes 554 amino acids. NCBI's taxonomy places the organism in Eukaryota, Fungi, Ascomycota, Eurotiomycetes, Chaetothyriales, Herpotrichiellaceae. The transcript has 2 exons. The record is from RefSeq and is a predicted model, not a curated record.